UGAAGUUCCUUGCUGUCACCAGCUUUCUAGUCUCAUUGUAAGGGGAGUCCCAAUGAAGGUGAGCGUAGUGUGGCGUUGUUCUCUGUUUACCUGACACACCUGUACCUGUGUUAUUAACACACACAUAAACGUCCGCCCUCGGCCGGGAGAGGACGAAAAGCCGACAGCUACAAGGAUGAUGAGGCUCCCAGUGCUGUCCCUACUCCUGUGGAUGUGUGCGGUGUACUUCGUGGGCAUCUACCUUUUCGUGGGUGGAUUUCUGCUGGUAAGGCUGGAGGUGAACAGGACCAGCACCUGCGGAGACGUCCUGCAGCCCGGAGAGGAGCCAGUGGACUUCUGCCGCGCCCAGCCGCGUUUCCGUAAGGUUGUGCUCCUCAUCAUUGACGCCCUCAAGAUAGACUUCGCCCGGUUUGACCCGAACAACACGGAGCCCCGUCCAUAUGAGAACAAGCUACCUGUGCUAGAGGAGACUGUAUCAUCCAGGCCCUUCCACAGCCGCUUGUACCCCUUUCGUGCUGACCCACCAACGACUACAAUGCAGAGGAUCAAGGGCUUUACGACUGGUUCCUUGCCCACCUUCGUGGAUGUGGGGAAUAACUUUGCAUCCAGUGCCAUAUUGGAAGAUAACCUCAUACACCAGUUUGGGCAAGUGGGCAAAAGAGUCGUGUUCAUGGGUGAUGACACUUGGGAAAAUCUUUUUCCUAAGAAGUUCCAUCGUUCUCUGCCGUUCCCUUCUUUCAAUGUUAAGGAUCUGCACACUGUGGACAAUGGGAUCCUCCAGCACCUCUACACAACUAUGGUGGGGGGUGACUGGGAUGUCCUAGUUGCCCAUUUCCUUGGAGUUGAUCACUGUGGUCACAGGUUUGGUCCUGACCACCCAGCCAUGGCAGACAAGCUGACCCAGAUGGAUGAAGUCAUCAGAUCUGUGAUUGACCGUGUUCAGAAUGACACUCUCCUGGUGGUGAUGGGAGAUCAUGGGAUGACUGACACUGGGGAUCAUGGAGGAGAAAGUCAUAAGGAGACUGAUGCUGCUAUUUUCCUCUACAGUCCUUCUCCUCUGUUUCCUGGACCACCGUCCCAGAGUGAACCAGAAGUGGUACCUCAAACAGACCUGGUGCCCACCCUUGCUCUACUGCUGGGAGUUCCCAUCCCUUACAGCAGUGUUGGUCAGGUUCUCUUGCCAGUGUUCCCUCCUCAUGAGCAGACAGAAGGUGCAGUUGGAGGUUUCAGCCAGCUGGAGGCACUGUGGAUCAAUGCUAAACAGGUCAACCGCUUCCUGGAGACUUACUCAAGCAUGGCCAAAGAUAUACCUCCAGAGAGCCUCUCUCAGCUGAAGGAAGAUUUCUCCCGCCUCUCCUCUGAGUACCUUAUUAUGGUCAAAGAGGGUCACUCAUCCUCCCCACAGCUGGCUGCCUCCCUGCAGGCUUACCUUACCUCUGUCAGAGACACAUGUAGAGCUACCUGGGCUCAGUUCAACCCGGUCAAGAUGGCAGCAGGUUUAGCUGUCUUGGCAUUUUCCUGCUUGACAUGUUUUAUCCUCUCUGAGCUGUCCACAGUGUUAAUGGGUGAAAACAGUCCUGGACUUCAGGCCCCUGUUAUGGUGGCUUUCACAGUGGGAGUUUGUGUGGCUGCUGGUCAGCUGCUCACACAGGGUUACAUUGAGGUAGCAUGGUGCCUGGCAGCUGCUGCACUGAGCUCUGAACUGCUCUUUCUCUGGAGGGCACAUAGAUCCAGAACUAUAACUUUGGCUAAGAAUGGAUCUAAAGCUCCAAAAAUUUCAAGCCGAUUCACCCCACGCCACCUUCUGUUCCCCUCUCUCCUGGUGCCGCUCCUCCGCUGUGCCUCCCUGCUCUCAGAUAGCUAUGUGAUUGCUGAAGGCCGUGUUGUUACCUUUCUAGUGUUCUCUCUGGCUCUCUAUGUCCCAAUCCGUCUCAACUGGGAUGGCCUGCUUGUGCCCACCAGUCACGACCCUCUGAAGCCUGCAGGGCUGCUUCCUGCUGCAGCCUUGUCCCCAUCUACAGUAAGGAAAGAGAGCAGCACCUUGCUUGCUUGCUUAGGACUUCUUGUUGGCAGCCUUUACCUCUCCCUGUCCUUCCAUGGUUGUAGAGAAGAACAGGGCUCCUGCUACCCCUCCCCAUUCCUCUCACCUCUGUCCCGAUUGCAGAAUGCUCAGCUGAAGAACUUCCACUACAUCCUCUCUGUCUGCUCCCUUGGCUUGUGGACUUACUUGCUGAGACGCUGCCUCCGUCACUAUGGUAACCUCAACUCUUCAGGGGGGACUGUGUUCACUGCUCGCUGGAUCCUUCCACUGCUGUCUGUGUGCUUGGGGCUCCACUGGGCUGUUAGUGCCACUCCAGAGGACAGCUUCAGGAAUCUUUCAGAGCUGAUCAGCCUGGGCCAGCUGGCCCUCCCAAGGACCGCCUUCUUUCUGCUAGGACUGGGGCUGUUUCUAAUCUGGCUAGACCCUCUCACUGUGUUUAUAAAGACAAGGGCUACAACUACAGCCAGAAGUUCAUCUCUACCCCCACCCCGCUAUCGGGCCAGUACUGGCAUCAGCCCCCAAGCUGAGCUUCACCACCUCAUCCCCCAAAUCUACCAGCGCAUGCGUCGUUCCCUGGAUGAUGGAGAGCUGAGUGGGAGCAAUGAGGUGGAUAGCAGGCCUGCUGUUGAGGCCUAUGGCCUGGGAACUGUCUACUCUGCACCUUUGCUGCUGUUUUGUGGCCUACUAGGGAUUGGUCUUCUGCUGUUGCACCCAGAGGGCAUGGCUUUGUCUUUCCUCCUGCUGCUGCUUGAGAUGGGAGCACUGUUGCACAUUCACGCCUCCUCCACCACCCUCAGUGGCCUGAAUGGAACAAAUUCUGAUGGAUUUAUUGUGCCCUGGAAUCCAGUAGUGCUGUGGUCCCUGGCUGCCACCCAGUUUUUCCAUGCCACAGGUCACCUUCCCACCUUCCCCUCCAUCCAGUGGGGUGCUGCUUUUGUUGGAUUCCCUGAUGGACACACAGGCACUCUGUUGCCAGCCUCACUGGUUACUCUCAACACUUUUGCCUCACACAUCUUGUUCGCAGUGGGCUGCCCGCUGCUGCUGUUCUGGCCUCUGGUGUGUGAAGUACGUGGCAGCAGGGGAAGCAGAGCUUGUGGGGAAGAAGGAGAAGAUGCUGUGAUGGAGAUGAGAUUGAGGGAAAACCCUAAACAGUUUAGCUCUGCACUUCUACAACUCUCAACACGCUACCUCUUUAUAAAUGGAGCCCAGGUCUUUGCCUCAGUCUGUGCAGCUGCUAUCCUCAGGAGACACCUAAUGGUGUGGAAGGUUUUUGCACCCAAGUUAAUGUUUGAGGCAUCAGGGUUUUUGGUGAGCAGUGUUUCUCUGCUGAUCGGAGUCAUGUUGGUGAUGAGGGUAGACGCUGCAGUGGGCCGGUGGUUUAAGAGACUCAUCCCUGAUGCAUCUAGGUAGCACACCUGCUACUGCUGCUUUAUGAGGGAAGCCCACUAGGGCUCACUGUGCCACCAAGAAAUGCACAUAAUGGUCACUGAAAGAAAAACUUUGCCGUAUUUGUCAAGCAUAUGGACCCUAACAAAAAUGUAAGGUGAGGCUGCCUCUGACUUAAACUCUCUGAGGGCUAUGUUAAAAUUUACUGAGGCCCACCUCGUUUUCAUUUUAAGGGACACAAACACAAGGCUUGGCCUGAACAAACUCUUGCAUUUAAGGCAUGCUUUUUACAGUGUUGAGAAUAUAAGCUUCUCACUCAGCUGACAAGGUUGAGGGUUUUGGGAUUUCUAAGGACUUGAAUGUUUUGUUUUGUUAAAACAUUUUUCUGAAUGUUCCUCCUUAACAUAUGUUCUCUAUCUUACAGUAUAGAUGAAACCUCCAAGCUACCAGAGCCAGACAGUCAUGCAAGUGGUUAAAAGUGCAGCAGUCAAAAUGUUCACUAAAAGCAUACAGUAAACGGUUUACACUGACUGUCACAGCUAGCCAGCAACUUCAGCAUUAAAAAAAUCACUUUAUGGAUUUUUUCACUUCAUAACUACCUGAUUCAGCAGUCUGUUAUGAAAACCGAAGUGACAGUAAAAUGUUCCUCUCACCCAGCUUUACUAAUCAUUAGCAGGUACAGGUUGAGUCUCUUCCUUCAGCUGUUUGGGUACAGGUCGACCACUUAAAAAGCAAAACCGUCACCCAUGUUUGGAGGUUCUUCAUGAACAGUCUGCAAGAAGCUGUACUGUUUUUUGAAAUUCAUUAAAGUGCAUUAAAGCAUGCCUGUCAUCUAAGUGUUUGGUGGAGAAACUUUUAUAUAUUUUUUGUAUGUUUUGUAUUUUUAAGAUGUUGAAAUUACCAGUGUUUCUGGUUACUGCCAAUUCAUACAGUAUAACUUUGUUUUUUACACAUUUCUGAGUUCUUAAUCUGUCAUGGUCAGUGAUUUUUUUGAAGGUACUGAUUGCUAACUGUUAACACCUAUUUAUGUAUUUUUGAUCAUUGUUUUUUUUUGUUUUGUUUUUUUUUUUUGUUUUUUGUUUUUUUGUUUUUAUCCCAAAUAAAAUGUUUGUCUUAUCAGGACUUCCACAUCUAUAUUCCUGGAAUAGGUGCCUAGCUUUAAGUAAUGCCUUUUUUUGUGUGUGAUGUCAUCCUACUGACAGGGUCAUUACUUCCAGGACCUCCACGAACACUUUUAGUUAAUUUAUUUCUGCAGGAUGUCUGAUUCAGUGUCCAGUGUAAGAUCUGUUACUGUUGUGCAGCUGUAGUCAGCAGCUGAGGCUCAUUAGCUAAUGCAUGAUAAUGAAGGGAAGUUUAGCUCAGGUUGAAUUAGCUACAGUGCAAUAGUACUGCAUUUCUCAGGCUGUUGUAUGGGAAUGACUGGUCAUUUACAGCAGCUGCUGUAUUGACCACAGCCAUAGUGGUUGUUUGGCUGUGUUGAAUGGUGACAGGGCACAAUUGUUUUCUGUUAAAAAUGCUUAAUAUAUAAAUAACUGAUCAACUAAUGUGAUUUUUGCAUUCUGUAAAAAUGUAAUUAAACUUUUUUACUUGAUA
Molecule: messenger RNA, 5020 nt
Organism: Cheilinus undulatus (humphead wrasse)
Lineage: Eukaryota; Metazoa; Chordata; Actinopteri; Labriformes; Labridae
Gene: pigo
Product: phosphatidylinositol glycan anchor biosynthesis, class O
Exons: 11
Coding region: 176-3451 (1091 amino acids)
Biological process (GO): GPI anchor biosynthetic process
Cellular component (GO): endoplasmic reticulum membrane
Molecular function (GO): mannose-ethanolamine phosphotransferase activity
Source: RefSeq, a predicted model, not a curated record